Molecule: messenger RNA, 1896 nt
Organism: Morus notabilis
Lineage: Eukaryota; Viridiplantae; Streptophyta; Magnoliopsida; Rosales; Moraceae
Product: protein pleiotropic regulatory locus 1
Exons: 17
Coding region: 137-1570 (477 amino acids)
Biological process (GO): mRNA splicing, via spliceosome
Cellular component (GO): precatalytic spliceosome; Prp19 complex; catalytic step 2 spliceosome
Molecular function (GO): protein binding
Source: RefSeq, a predicted model, not a curated record
UCGAUCGUCUCUCUUGGCUUGGAGGGAGAAAGAAAAGCGACUGAUUUGCCCUAAAACCCUAACAUUGGGGAUUUCUCAGACUGUAAUUCUGUAACUUCGAAGAAGAAGAAGAAGAAGAAGUUCCAAGAAGAAGGAGAUGCCGGGGCCCACCCUGGAGAUGGAGCCAGUGGAGCCACAGUCCCUCAAGAAACUCAGCUUCAAGUCGCUCAAGCGAACUCUCGACCUUUUCUGCCCCGCCCAUGGCCGCCUCGCUCCUCCCGAUCCUGAAAGUAAGAAGCUUCGCAUCAGUCACAAGGUAAAUGUAGAGUAUGGAGGAAUCAAAACUACUAGUCAACCUCAUCGCCAAGCUAAUUCGGCUCCUCAGCCUUUGGUUCCUUCCAAUGCGCUUGCCCUUCCAGGUUCCGAGGGUUCUAGGGAUGCGCAAACAGGCGGAGCUCAAAAUGCUUUGGUUGUUGGUCCAUCUGUGCCAAAACCACCGAAUGACGUAGGAGUUUCAGGGAAGAGCACUGAUAUCAUAUCUGCCAGAGGAUCGGAAAGGUUAUCGACUUCUGCUAUAAUGGAGAGAAUCCCAAGCAAAUGGCCUCGCCCUGUAUGGCGUCCUCCAUGGAAGAACUAUAGGGUGAUUAGUGGCCACUUGGGAUGGGUGAGAUCUGUCGCGUUUGACCCCAGUAAUACAUGGUUUUGUACUGGCUCUGCUGACCGGACAAUAAAGAUAUGGGAUGUAGGAAGUGGAAGGCUAAAGCUUACACUUACAGGACACAUUGAACAAAUAAGAGGCCUUGCUGUCAGCAACAGACAUACAUAUAUGUUUUCUGCUGGUGAUGACAAACAAGUUAAAUGCUGGGACCUUGAACAGAACAAGGCUAUUCGUUCUUAUCAUGGACAUUUGAGUGGUGUUUACUGCUUGGCUCUUCAUCCUACCCUCGACGUUCUGCUUACUGGGGGACGUGAUUCUGUCUGCCGGGUCUGGGAUAUUCGUACCAAGACGCAAAUUUUUGCACUGUCUGGGCACGAGAACUCAGUUUGCUCAGUUUUUACUCGGCCAACUGAUCCUCAAGUUGUAACGGGAUCUCAUGACUCAACCAUUAAAUUCUGGGACCUUAGAUAUGGAAAAACUAUGACGACUCUCACACACCACAAGAAGUCAGUGCGAGCAAUGGCAAUGCAUCCUAAAGAGAAUUGCUUUGCUUCUGCGUCAGCUGACAACAUUAAGAAAUUUAAUCUUCCAAAAGGGGAAUUUCUACACAACAUGCUCUCCCAACAAAGAACUAUAAUCAAUGCAAUGGCCGUCAACGAGGAAGGCGUCCUGGUCACAGGAGGUGACAAUGGGAGUCUGUGGUUCUGGGAUUGGAAGAGUGGUCAUAAUUUCCAGCAAGCCCAAACAAUUGUACAGCCUGGCUCACUGGAUAGUGAAGCUGGUAUAUACGCUGCUUCCUACGACAUCACUGGUUCUAGACUUGUUACUUGUGAAGCCGACAAGACGAUCAAAAUGUGGAAAGAAGACGAAACUGCCACUGAAGAAACUCAUCCCCUCAACUUUAGGCCUCCUAAAGAUAUCCGUCGUUAUUAGAGUUAAUCCUUAGUUCCUGUUCUCAUUUGGUAAUGUAACAAUAUACUUUUUUUUUUUUUUCCUUCUUGGUAUUUGGCAGAGCGAGGCAGUUUUGUGCAUUUUGUUUAGAGUAUAUUUUGAAGAUGUACCCUGUAGAAGUCAACUUUCUUUUUUGUUGUUGUUGUUAUUUUUAAUCUUUAAUUUUUUUCUUUGAUUAGAGAAAAGAUUAAAGUGUCUUUGAUAAAAGCUAAAGGACGUAUCUUUGACAAUUGCGAAAGGCAGUUCUGUUCCCAAAUUGCCGAUGCUUGUGAACACUAAACUACAAAACCGGAGACGGUGGUCCAACA